Vicugna pacos (alpaca) is the source of this 4320-nucleotide messenger RNA. It is a transcript of the gene MSANTD7, whose product is annotated as Myb/SANT DNA binding domain containing 7. NCBI's taxonomy places the organism in Eukaryota, Metazoa, Chordata, Mammalia, Artiodactyla, Camelidae. The record is from RefSeq and is a predicted model, not a curated record.
AUGAUGCAGGAGACAGAGUUACUCCAGCUGUGGUUGCUUACUCAGAAAAUGAAGAGGUUGUUGGAUUGGCAGCAAAACAAAGUAGAAUAAGAAAUAUUUCAAAUACAGUAAUGAAAGUAAAGCAGAUCCUUGGCAGAAGCCGGAAAUGCGGUCCUUGGACCUGGCUUCUCAGCAAUUAGCCCUGAGAGGGAAGAAUCGGCUGGCUCCUGGAGAUAGACCGGAGCACACAGAGUUCCCCCACCUUCAGAUCGGCACCUUGCUGCCCAGGAGCCUCCUCCAGCUAGCCUUCUCCCAGUCCGCUAUGGCCACUUCCGGAAGCAGUGCGGGCAUCCGGUGGUCCAGACAGGAGACCCGAACGCUUCUCUCCAUACUAGGCGAGGCUGAGUACAUUCAGCGCCUCCAGACUGUGCAUCACAAUGCAGACGUCUAUCAGGCUGUGUCUAAGCGGAUGCAGCAGGAAGGCUUCCGUCGCACCGAGCGUCAGUGCCGCUCCAAGUUUAAAGUCCUGAAGGCAUUAUAUUUAAAGGCCUAUGUGGCCCAUGCCACAAGUCUGGGUGAUCCACCACACUGUCCGUUUUAUGAUACGUUGGAUCAGCUUCUCCGAAAUCAGAUAGUGACUGACCCAGACCCAGACAACUUAAUGGAGGAGGCUGCUUGGCCCAAACACUGUGAUCAGAACUUAACAGCCUCUGACACCCCAGGACAAGAGGGAACCAGCAUUCUGGGAGCAAAACGGACUCAGGCAGCAGAUCGUUCACCUGCCUUGCAAACAGUUAAGGAAUCAGAUGAGGAUUGUCAGCUGAGAAACAGUGACCAGAUGCAAGAAACCAGUGACCUUGAGGACUCCUGGGAUGAAUCCUCGGGUGCAGGGUGCUCUCAAGGGACCCCCAGCUACAGCAGCUCCCACCACCUUUUCAGAGGUGCAGUUGCUCCCUGUCAGAGCAGCCCCAUGACCAGACUGGGUGUGUCCGGUGAGCCCAGUCCCUGCACCAGCACCGGCCGAAACACUCCUGGGGUGGCCUCUGCACCGCAACCUCCAGUCUCCUCCAGAGUUCCUUUUGUUUCUGGAGGGAACAGGCCCUUGAACAGUGAGCCCCCUCCCAGGUGGGCAAGGCGCAGAAGGCGGUCAGUGGCCAGGACUAUCGCAGCCGAAUUGGCAGAAAACAGGAGGUUGGCACGCGAACUCUCAAAGCGGGAGGAAGAGAAAUUGGACAGGCUGAUUGCCAUUGGCGAGGUGGCCAGUGCUCAGCAGGACAUUGCCAACGAGCUCCGCAGGGAUGCCGUGGUCGCGGUCAGACGCUUGGCCACAGCAGUGGAAGAGGCAACUGGUGCUUUUCAGCUCGGGCUUGAAAAGUUGCUUCAGAGGUUAAUUUCAAAUACCAAAAGUUAGGAACUGAUCCCACAAGGGUGUGUUGCCUGCACUGGCAGAGGCCCGGGCCUCCUGGUGCCCUGGCUCCUUGUUUGUGUCCCCAGAAAAAGAAGUGGAUGGGCCAUUCAUAUGCAGAGUGAUAGGAAUUUACGUGCUAGCUGCUUCUCCCAAGCAUCUCCACUAGUUGAAAGACCUUUCAGAAAUGGGAGUGUUGGCCUGGUGGAAAAUGGAGCCGAGUCCAGAGAGCUAGUUCGCCCUCGCUUUGUCACUGAUGUAAGACAAUCCAGUUCACCUCUACACCAGUUUCCUCAGCUGAAUGGGGACAACCUGCCUACCUCACAGGGUUGUUGUGAGGACCACAUGGUUAACAGAUGUGAAAAGGUUUACGAGUUUAAAAGCACUAUACUCAUGUAAGUUAUUAGCGCAUCUGACCUUGGCCAAGGAAAGGCCAGGGUGAGGCACAGUAGUUGACGAAGUAUAGGAUUAGGGUUGUGUAUCAUGACCUCAUUGCUUGAAUCUUGACUAGUUUAACUUGACUGCUUCCUGGAGUUUACAGUCUUCAUUUGUUUAAGUCCCUCUAUAGCUUAUUAGGUAUAGACACAACACGUAUUGGUACCUCUGUCUCUUAGUUUACAGUGCUGUGUCUGUGACAUACACACUCAAUAGUCAGUCCAUCUUUCCCUCUGUUUUACUAGCUCUUAGUCUCUUAUCACUGUAAGGAUAUAAGUCAGUAACUGGCAGGGAUCCACACGUGUGCGUUACGGUUCACAUUGAUAAUCUUUGAUGUAAUGAGAAACUGGCUGUCUUAUAAAACAUUCCAUGUAAGUAAAUUCUCUGCAUUCCAUAUUAUUUGUGUUCCUUUAUAUGCAUAAUUGCAUAACUACAGUUUGGUUUGCCAUUUGGACAUUGUGGAAACAAUUCGGAUUAUAUCAGUUUCCCAAAUGCUUUUAGCUAAUGUUGUUCUUUUCUGUUUGCCUUUUUUCCUGUCUAGUAUGUCACAGAAGGCAGGCCCUAGGAAACUUUCCAAAGUCACUUUUUCUCACAAGAUGUAGGUAAAAAUUCUCAUUAAUGGCAUAUGGUGGACGAGAACACUUUGGAACUAUUGAGGGUGGUGUAGGGAAAGAUGGCCUGCAGUAGGUAACUCUUUAAGCACAAACCCUCAGCAAAGAAUCCCCCUUUCCCUCCAAAGCACACUUCCUUGAGGAGUUAUGAUGGCGUUGAGCCCUGGUUCCAACUUACUUUAGAAGAGAAGCCACUACUGGUCAUUAUGAACCUAACUCAGAGCUCUUAGGGGUUUAGUACUUUGAGGAAAUACCAAAAGGAGACUUGGACUUUUAAAAAACCUUCCUCUAAUCUAGAUGCUGGAAAAAUACACAGGCAUGUUGGGAGAGGUUUUGUUUUACUACUUUGCAGGCUUGGUUGCUUACCUAAAUGCUGGGAAUACAGACAGGUAGAGAAAUGGUCAAAGCCUCAGGGGGGACAUCCCUGGAAACAUGAGUAGAUGACGGGCCACCAAGCUCCUCUGGUGAACGGGCAAUGGAUGUAGGCUGUAGCUGGUGAGGUGGAAUACGCUGGAAUCGAGUUAGAACUCCUGGGUUCUAAUGCUGGCACGGUCUGUUACACUGAGCAAAUCACUGGCCCUUUUUGUGCCUCAGUUGCUUUAUCUCUAGAAUGAGAAGUUUGUACUAGAUGACUUUUCUCAUACCUUCCAGUUCGAAAAACUUAAAUCAUAAAAAAACAAUUUCAACUGCAGUAUUUUCCAUCACAGCAGCAUAGUAAUGUAUGUUUGAAAUACUGGUAGUAGUUGUAUUUUGAGGAAGCAUUCUACGGUGUUAACAUUUAUAAAUAUAUUUCCUGAAUUUCUGUAAGCACCACACCAGACAGAUAGAUUCCUUGAUUUGAAGGAGCAUAUGUUAAGGUAUUGAGAUGGAAAUACAUACAUACAUUUUCUCAGUUGCUGUAGGCCAUGCUAUGGAGGGAUGCAUGUCAGUUCUAACCAGGUAACACUACUGUAGAGGGUCAGACUUAAUGGAAAAACAGGGAAGCACUUGAAAGAGUUAGGUGUGUACUGUAUUAAUCUAUUAAUGAUAGCAAAGUACAUAGGUGGGGACUUAAUUGAGAUAAGAGAAGUGCUAAAGACAAGCAGAGUUGGACUUGGGAGGUAGUAGUGUGCAAAUCUAAUGGGUGCAGUAACUAAUGGGGGAGUAAAACUAAAGGGAAAGAUCUUAGAGAAGUAAACAAAAACAGGCCAAAUUUUAAAAGGAGGGAAGUUGUGAUAAGGGGAGGCCGUAGGGAAACAAGGCCCAAAGUUCCGCCUGAGCUCCAGGCCCAGCCAUUCCUGCCUGUCUGUCUUUCCGCUUAGUAGACCAGUUCACCACUCCGUACCUCAGGUCCCUCACCUGGGAAGUGGGAGACUACCCACCUCACAGGAGUGGCGUGAGGGGCCAGCCAACAGAGGGGUGUAAAGAUGCUCUCAGACGUGGCAGGCACUGCUGUGACCUGCUGGGGAAGGAGACCCGUAGCUCUGCGUGUGGGGGUGCAGGCCCGAGGGCCUGCUGACUACAAGGGGCAUGCAGGAAAGAGGAGGAGGGGAGGUGGCACUGCUGGUGACGGUUGUGCCACGAUGGUGGGACUGACACUGCCUCCUGCAGCCGCGAUGUUGCUGGUGCUCUGUAUGCUCCCCCCGUCUCUCUGUUAAGUGACUUCAUUCUGGUGUGGACAAAUAAAGUUGUGAUCUGUACGUCGUUGUGGGUCAGUCCACUACUUUCCGGGCAUAUCAUCGUUUGUCACCGUCCCCAUUCUCUGUGUCCUGCUUUUCUCCAGGGCCUGGCCCUUCUGUGGCCCUCAGAGCUGCAUGUGCUUUCUGUCUUCAUGAGAGAGAAGCCCUCUUUGCAUGGCAGUUGAGAAAGAAUUUUCCAUUUCUGAGAGUUCUGUAAAUUCCAUAAAAUACC